This is a messenger RNA of Sordaria macrospora k-hell, 984 nucleotides long. RefSeq lists its product as uncharacterized. Gene Ontology annotation, cellular component: cytosol; mitochondrion. The record is from RefSeq and is a predicted model, not a curated record. Lineage: Eukaryota; Fungi; Ascomycota; Sordariomycetes; Sordariales; Sordariaceae. Gene Ontology annotation, molecular function: peptidyl-tRNA hydrolase activity.
AUGCACGUCAUCCCCCUUCUUCUUCUUCUUCUUCCAAUUCGAACAACAGCACUCCGAGUCCGUCUAGAUUUUCAAAGAAAAGGAGCUUCCGUCCAUGUCGCAGGCCGAUUCGCUUCCUCGACCGUGACCACUACUACUUCUGCCACCACAAACCCUCGACCGCGACCACGAGUAGUACAGCAACCUCCGCCGUCGUCUUCCUCCUCCUCAAUACUACUUCAACAUCAUCGCCGACUCUUCACCACCGAGACCCUAAUCACCACCCUCACAACCGCCAGAAUGUCCGACGUUCCGAACGCCAUGCCCUCGAUGGUCAUUAUGUCGACCUCCAUCGUCUCCCUGAUAACGGGCUUCGUGCUCGGCGUCUACGCCAUCCGCGGCUACCUGAUUUCUCCCGAGCUCAAGGAAGAGCGGCGCCGGCACUUUGAGGAUCCCGUCGAGAGCGAGGAGUCCGAGGUGGACGAGGACGAUUACAUACUAGACCACGCGCCCAACUGGGCCAACGGGCUGGAGGCUGAUCAGCGCCAGGGGUUGCGCGCUCGCAACACUGCUGGCGAGAAAAAGAAGAAGACCAAGAAGACGGAGACGCCCGCAUUGGAUCCUACCGAGGAAUGCAAGCUUGUGUUGGUGGUGAGGACGGAUUUGGGUAUGACUAAGGGUAAAAUCGCAGCCCAAUGCUCCCACGCCACCCUCGCCUGCUACAAACGCCUCUUCUCGGCCGCCCAGCUCGAGCCCCAGUCGCUGUCGGCCCGCCUGCUCCGUCAGUGGGAGCGCAACGGCCAGGCCAAGAUCGCCGUGCAGACCAAGUCCGAGGACGAGAUGCUGGAGCUGAUGGGCAAGGCGCGCAGCUUGGGCGUUACUGCCGAGGUUAUUCAGGAUGCUGGCCGUACACAGAUUGCCUCUGGGUCUAGGACUGUGUUGGGUGUUGGCCCCGCGCCCAAGAGCUUGGUUGAUCAGAUUACUGGUCAUUUGAAGUUGUUGUAA